AUGGCCAACACGGAUUUCGAGAAGAUCUACCUUAAUCAGUCGAGGUUGACGGGCCGCAUGCGUAUUGCUGACUCCGGUUUGGGAUGGAAAGCGGCGCAGAGCUCGACAGAUGCAAGCAACAAUAAACCGUUUCUUUUACCUUCUGAAGAGAUCCUCGCUGCCCACUGGUCUCGUGGCUCUCGUGGCUACGAGUUGAGAGUGCAGACGAGGAAUCAAGGAGUGGUGCUGCUUGAUGGGUUUGACCAGGAAGAUUUUACGAAGAUGAAGCAGGAACUACAGAGAAAUUUUCACGUUGCCUUGGAGCACAAGGAGCAUUCGUUGAGAGGAUGGAACUGGGGCCAGACGGAUUUGGCAAGAAAUGAGUUGGUUUUCCAAGUGAACAACAAGCCCAGCUUUGAACUUCCCUACUCAGACAUCUCCAAUUCAAACUUGACGGGUAAGAACGAAGUGGCUGUAGAAUUCAAUUUGGGCAACGACAAUAAGGCUGGUGACGAGUUGGUGGAGAUGAGAUUCUACAUUCCUGGCGUGGUUGAGAACGAAACAACAAAAACGGUGGAAGACGAGAAUGGUGAGAAGAAACAAGAAGAGGAGACCGAAGAAGUCAGUGCAGCCUCUGUCUUCUACGACCAGCUCAAGGACAAGGCAGACAUUGGCCAGGUUGCCGGUGAAGCUAUUGUAUCUUUCAGCGACGUGUUGUUCUUGACACCAAGAGGCCGUUACGAUAUUGACAUGUACGCGACUUCCUUGAGAUUGCGUGGUAAGACCUACGACUACAAAAUUCAGUACAAGCAGAUUGAAAGAAUCUUUUCAUUGCCAAAGCCAGAUGACGUGCACCACUUAAUCGUGUUGCAGAUUGAUCCUCCUUUGAGGCAAGGUCAAACUAAGUAUCCCUUCUUGGUGUUGCAAUUCUCUAGAGAAGAAGAGACUGAGCUCGAGUUAAACUUGGCUGACGACGAAUACGAAGCCAAGUACAAGGAAAGAUUGAAGAAGAAAUACGACACGCAAACAUACUUGGUGAUGGCCCACUGUUUGAAAGGGUUGAUGGAGCGUCGCUUGAUCGUGCCAGGUUCGUUCCGGUCUCGUUUCAUGCAAGCAGGUGUGGCGUGUUCGUUGAAGGCGUCCGAAGGAUACUUAUACCCGUUGGACAGAUGUUUCUUGUUUGUCACCAAGCCCACAGUGUACAUACCUUACUCUGAGGUGAGCAAUGUGACCAUGUCCAGAACCGGAGGCGGUGUUUCAGCGUCACGUACGUUUGACCUUGAAGUGAACUUGCGUGGAUCGAACCAGUCUCAUGUAUUUGCCAACAUCGACAAGGAAGAACAAGAAGCAGUUGAGAGAUUCUGUCUGGAGAAAGGGUUGAGAGUGAAGAACGAGGAGAAGAUGGCCAAGGCCAUGAACGAGGAGGAUGACGACGAUGACGAUGCCGAUGUGGACAUGGGCAGCGCCGGAGACGACGAGAGCGACGAAGAUGGUGAUUUUGGGUCCGGCUCCGAAUCCGACGUUGCGGAGGAGUUUGACCUGAAUGCGUCCGCGUCCGAUUCAGACCAACUGAUGGACGAGGCCGAGGACGACGACAGGCCACCUAAGAAGAAGACGAAAAACUAA
Candidozyma auris is the source of this 1605-nucleotide messenger RNA. RefSeq names its product FACT complex subunit POB3 (gene POB3). The record is from RefSeq and is a predicted model, not a curated record. The transcript has a single exon. Gene Ontology annotation, molecular function: nucleosome binding; histone binding; DNA binding. Gene Ontology annotation, cellular component: FACT complex; nucleus. Bases 1 to 1605 code for a protein of 534 amino acids. NCBI's taxonomy places the organism in Eukaryota, Fungi, Ascomycota, Pichiomycetes, Serinales, Metschnikowiaceae.